AUUAGCCAAUCAAAUUAGCCGUUUUAUCUCGUCCUGUUUACAACCCGAGAUCACCAAAAACGAGUUUGGGGGUGGUGUAGCCGGCGUUAAGACGUUAUGGCGCCACCGAGCACAAAUGCCCCAUACCGAUCGCUGAUGCUGGGAACAAAAUUUUGGUCUCCGUUGCUGGCCCCAUUUAUCUCAAUCUUCACUCCUACGUUUCUCCGAAACGCACCAACCACGUAUUAUUAUUUUUUUCUUUUCCCCCCAAUUGGAAUUUGGACCCUUACUUCCGAUCCAAUCCACGAGACAUGGCUUACACCUGUAACAGAGACAUUGAGCGUUUAAUGAAAUCAGAACCAACUGAUUCUGCUCUUAAGCUGUUCGACGGAAUGCCUAUACGAAACGCAGUUACACGGGACACAAUAAUUUCGUGGGUUUCAAGAGGAACAUUGUCCUUGUACAGUCAAAUGGUUUCCCAAAGAGAGUUCAUCUACGUUUUCGACUGUUUCUGAUGUAUAUCAAGGACUACAAGUUCACAGCACAAUGAUGGAUUGUUCUUGGUUCAUAUUUGAUAGCGUACGUGGGAACUGCAUUAAUUAAUCUUUACAUGAGCAUGGGUGUUGUCAGUUUUACUUUGAGACUGUUCAAUGAUUUACAGAAGAGAAAUGUGGCAACAUGGAAUCAUUUCCUGAGUGGUUUUGGUGAAUUUGGAAGAUCACAAAAGUGUCAAGUAGUUAUGCACUGACAUUCUGCCAGAGAGGGGUCAAUAGCAUGGAGUCUUUUUGACAUGUGGAAAGUAUUUAUGCACUAAGAAAAUGUUUGAUGAGUGAAGCAAAGAUUUCCAGAAAAUGUAUAUUCUUACACUUGAAGUGUUGGACAUGUGGUGAUGAACGUGGUGUCAGGGUUCUUGUGAAUGUUGAUAGCUUUGGUGCUGUUGGAGAUGGAGUUUCUGAUGACACAAAGGCCUUUGGAGAUGCAUGGAAGGAAGCAUGUUCUACAGCAACAGCAGUGCUUUUGGUUCCUCCUGAUCGAACUUAUCUUGUUAAUGCAACAAGAUUUAAAGGACCUUGUGCUGAAAAUCUAAUCAUUCAGAUUGAUGGAACAAUUGUAGCACCAGAUGAGCCCAAAAACUGGGAUCCUAAAAACCCUAGAAUUUGGCUCUACUUUGCUAAUCUCAAAGGCGUCCUUUUCCAAGGAGAUGGAGUUAUAGAUGGGUCAGGAAAGAAAUGGUGGGCUGCAUCUUGCAAAAAGAACAAGACAAAUCCUUGUGUAGGAGCUCCCACGGCAUUAACAAUUGAUCAGAGCUCAAAUAUAGAGGUGAAGGGCAUUACUGUCCAAAACAGCCAACAAAUGAAUUUUGCUAUUUCCAGAUGUGAAUCUGUUCGUAUCUUUGAUGUUGUUGUCUCUUCCCCUGAAGACAGUCCAAACACUGAUGGAAUCCAUCUUACUGCAUCUACAAAUGUAGUUCUUCAAAACUGUAAAAUCGGAACAGGUGAUGAUUGCAUCUCAAUUGUCAGCGGUUGUUCUAAUAUCAAGAUGGAGUCGAUAUAUUGUGGGCCUGGUCAUGGAAUCAGUAUAGGAAGCCUUGGAAAAGAUAACUCAACAGGCUUUGUCACAGCAGUAGUUCUAGACACAGCAUUUCUUAUAGGCACUACAAAUGGCCUAAGAAUCAAGACAUGGCAGGGAGGAUCUGGUUAUGUUAGAGCCAUCCGUUACCAAAAUGUCCAAAUGGUAGAUGUGGCAAACCCGAUAAUAAUCGAUCAAUUCUACUGCGAUUCACCUAAAAGUUGUAAAAAUCAGACAUCGGCUGUGGAGAUAAGUCAGAUUAUGUUUGAGGACAUAAGUGGGACAUCAAAAAGUCAAAAUGCAAUGAAGUUUGCAUGCAGUGACACAGUUCCCUGCAACCACAUUGUUCUGAAUAACAUCUACUUAAAGAGAAGUGAUGGGAAAGCAGCUCAAACUUUCUGCAACUCGGUUAAGGGGUUUAAGUAUGGGUAUGUGCAACCAUCUGCAGACUGUUUGACACAGUCUAAUAAUGACUCUGACUCAUUCAUUAACACAUUUCAACAAGAUGAACUCCUCAAGAGUCACAGCUUGAUUCAUAGUGAACUUUAAUUAUGUGUUAACAAUCUAUAUAUUGUAAUGAGUAUGUAUGUUUUGAGUUAUGAUGAGUGUGUGUGUGUGUGUAUAUAUAUAGAUGUUAUUCUAGAGGUCAUCUUGUAUAUGAACAUUACGUGAGGCAUUUUAGUGUCAUGUGAUGUGAUUGUGACUUUGUGAGUGGUGUUGGGUGUUUAUUUUGAGUUGUAAUGAGUAUAUAUAGUUAUAGAUGUUAUAUACAUAUGUAGUCAAAUAAUUCUUCAUAAUAGAUAUACGUUUCAUUCUUU
Molecule: messenger RNA, 2366 nt
Organism: Lactuca sativa (garden lettuce)
Lineage: Eukaryota; Viridiplantae; Streptophyta; Magnoliopsida; Asterales; Asteraceae
Product: Pectin lyase-like superfamily protein
Biological process (GO): carbohydrate metabolic process
Molecular function (GO): polygalacturonase activity
Source: RefSeq, a predicted model, not a curated record